GUGUGUGUAUUAGACCAUCAGACACCAAAUACACAUCCCUCCCCGACUCGACCUCCACCUCCACCUCCCCCCUGCUCACAUUUGGCUCACAGGCUCUUUGCUCGAGCUGAAGCUGGACUUCAGCUGCCUUCAUGUUUAUUGCUCGUGCUUUGGUUUCUUGGUUUCUCCAAGUGAAAACUUUGAUUGCUUGUCUGACUUUUGCAUGAUUUUUCUCCCCCACAUCAGAUUGUCAUCAUGUCGGUGAGAGGUGGAAGGUCACUUUCGACAUGUCUUCACUUUCGGGCAGCCCAGAAAUCCGUCUUUCUGAACUCCGCUUGCGCGUGCGCUCCUUCUCAGCCUCCGUGGUGGAGCUCUAUCACGCGCGGAGCAGCGCACCUGAGCAACGCGUUUACGUCGGAACCAUCAGGGUCACUCCGGGACUUUCCUCCUCCUCAUCCUCCUCCUCCUCCUGGAAGGUCUUGAACAUAACUGAUCUCCUCACACACUGGCUGCGACAUGGAGACAAAGAGCAGCGGCUGAUCAACAAAUCAGAUGAUGCAUUGAGCGUUGAGGAAGAGGGCAGCAGUGAUGCUGGUCCUGAAUCUUCUCCAAACCGCAAAAUUCAACACCUCACCACGGACCGAGUGCUGAUUGUGGUGUUCCUGAAGAGCGCUUCGUCUCCGGAUCACCAGAUCAACCCCAGUUUACUACAAACAGUACAGCACUCCAAACACGUCCUUCUCAACAGACCUGUUCACACGAGGAGACAGAAACGGAACCGGGUCGAACCGGGACAUGUCCGAGAGGUGGCGAGUGAAAACGGAACCAUGACCGGGGCAGAGUCCGGACACAAACCGCUGUGCAGGCGCGUGGACAUGUGGGUGGAUUUUGAUCAGAUCGGAUGGAAUGAGUGGAUUGUGCAUCCAAAACGCUACAAUGCGUACAGAUGUGAAGGAGACUGUCCAGUUCCCCUGGAUGAAACCUUCAAACCCACGAAUCACGCCUACAUGCAGAGCCUGCUGAAACUUUACCAUCCCGAGCGCGUGACCUGCGCGUCGUGCGCGCCCACGCGCCUCAGCUCGCUCUCCAUGCUGUAUUACGAGGGUGAUGACGUAGUGUUGCGUCAUCACGAGGACAUGAUUGUGGAUGAAUGUGGCUGCCAGUGAAAUUGCACUGACAAAGACAAUUUUUCAGCUCUUGCGCUCUUGGAUGCUGAUUUUUCUGUGCAAUUGUGAUUAAAUGGAGUCAAGACAAAAGCCACUGGUCUACUGAGAGAAUUUGAAUAUUUAAUAUUUAAAUAAAAUGUUUAAUAUUUUAUUUUGGACGUGGAACCAUUUCUAUAAUCUUUUAUAUGUGUACAAAAUGUAUAUACGACUAGUUCAUACUAACAAAAUAUAUAU
Silurus meridionalis is the source of this 1379-nucleotide messenger RNA. It is a transcript of the gene spaw, whose product is annotated as southpaw. NCBI's taxonomy places the organism in Eukaryota, Metazoa, Chordata, Actinopteri, Siluriformes, Siluridae. Gene Ontology annotation, molecular function: cytokine activity; type I activin receptor binding; growth factor activity. The transcript has 2 exons. Gene Ontology annotation, biological process: BMP signaling pathway; SMAD protein signal transduction. The coding region runs from base 267 to 1145 and encodes 292 amino acids. The record is from RefSeq and is a predicted model, not a curated record. Gene Ontology annotation, cellular component: extracellular region.